Molecule: messenger RNA, 1135 nt
Organism: Suillus clintonianus
Lineage: Eukaryota; Fungi; Basidiomycota; Agaricomycetes; Boletales; Suillaceae
Exons: 17
Coding region: 1-1008 (335 amino acids)
Source: RefSeq, a predicted model, not a curated record
AUGUCUUCCUCAACGCAGGACCUCACCCCGCAACUUUACCUCGGGACAACGUUCGGGGCACUUUUCAUUGGGGUCAACAUUGCAGCAGUUCUCUUUGGUCUCAGCAACAUUCAAGCUUUCAUCUACUUUCAGACAUACAACGGCACAGGGUUAUCAUUCUAUAAGUUGGUCGUCAUCUGGCUUUGGAUACUCGAUGCUUUGCAUCUGGCCUUGAUAGUCCAUUGCAUGUAUUAUUAUUUGGUGACCAACUUCGGGAACAUCAAUGCACUCACAGAAAUUGUAUGGAGCUUCAAGGCCCAGAUAGUAGUCGAUGUUUUAAUCGUCUAUGCGGUACAUCUUCUGUAUCUUUAUCGCAUAUGGAUAAUCAGCAAGGGUCGAUCAAGAGCUAUCCCCAUGAUAGUGGGCAUAAUCGAAAUCCUAUGCUCAGGUGUUGCCAUCGCCCUUAUUUUGACCGUAUUUCGGUGCAGUGUGUUCAAGGAUUUAGUUAAAACUCAGUGGGCGACAUAUAUGGCUUUGGGCGCGAUUACUUUUGUCGAUGUCGUUAUCGCAUCAUCACUAUGCUACCUUCUCGCUACUGCCCGUACAGGAUUCUCUAGCACCGAUUCCUUGAUCACAAAACUCAUGGCUUACAUUAUUAAUACGGGCUGUCUCACGAGCAUAUGUUCAAUGGCAGCUAUAAUUACAUGCGCAGCAAUGCCGAAGAACUUCAUUUUCCUUGGUGUUGAAUUUUUAUUGGCUAAAUUAUACGUCAAUUCGUGCUUCGCACUCCUGAACGCACGGCACUACUUGCAGCCCACCACAGAUACUAGCAAUUCUUACCAGUUCAAUAACCGCCACGAGGUUUACCACCCGGAGCUGGACAGGGCGUCGCAAGACGAGAGGCCCCAGGCAUCCCAGAAGGACGUAUGUAAAUUUCCCGACCAUGAAAUGGUGUAUCCUACUCGAUCUGUCAUGUCAAAGCGGCCCAUUGAGGUGACCAUACAAAUGGAUUCCUUCUCGUCAGUGUGAUAGAUUACUAGUACGCAUGGAUUAUCGUCUGGCAGUUUCUUCGCGAUAUAGGACUUGCGAGCCUUACUGAAUCACCACACAGCUGAGCUGUAGGGGAGAGAGAAAUUCAGUCUAUCAUACCCGCAUU